Messenger RNA from Manihot esculenta (cassava), 4824 nucleotides. Its product is annotated as TMV resistance protein N. The coding region runs from base 447 to 4079 and encodes 1210 amino acids. The record is from RefSeq and is a predicted model, not a curated record. Gene Ontology annotation, molecular function: ADP binding; protein binding. Gene Ontology annotation, biological process: signal transduction; defense response. NCBI's taxonomy places the organism in Eukaryota, Viridiplantae, Streptophyta, Magnoliopsida, Malpighiales, Euphorbiaceae. The transcript is spliced from 6 exons.
CAAUCGAAACCACCGGCUCCAAUCCGGAUCGCGGGCGGCGGGAGAAGGAAGAAGAUGCUUUUCUUAAAAAAAUAACGCGAAAACUAGCCCACUAGGCAAUAGCAGCCUAGGUGUUGACUUGCCUCAACUCUUCGCUGUUUCUUCUCACGUUCUACCUCUCUGGAAUUUUCUCUUUCCUUUCUUCUUAUUGCUUUUAUCAUUAUCCGACGAGUGCUUCUCUCAAUCCCUGCAAAAUCACAGCUUCAAUCUUCCUUUGCUGCCAACUUCACUAUUUCACCUUUGAUGCAAUAUUUCAACUCUUACGAUUCUUUAUUUUGUUAGAAAAUUUUCACAUUUGGUCAAUUUGCCAGAGUUUACAGUCUCAUUGCUUGUUUGGUUGCCAAGAAACCCGAAGGAAUUCAAGCAGAAUAAAGUAUUUUUUGUUUUUGAGCGCGAUUGUGUAUAAAAUGGCUUCCUCUUCUUCUACAAAUCUUGAAUGGAAAUACGAUGUGUUCAUUAGUUUCAGGGGAAAAGAUACCCGUAAUAAUUUUACCGAUUAUCUUUAUAAGGCAUUGUCUCAGAAAGGAAUUGAGACUUUCAUAGAUAAUAAGCUUAAUAGAGGAGAGGAGAUCACUCCAGAGCUAUUGAGAACAAUUGAAGAAUCGAUGGUUGCUGUAAUUGUUUUCUCACAGAAUUACGCGGAUUCACCAUGGUGCUUGGAGGAGCUCGUGCAUAUCAUGGAAUGCAAGAAGGCUCAUGGGCAGAAUGUUUUACCGGUUUUUUACGGCGUUGAUCCUUCCAAUGUGGAGGAACAAACUGGGGAAUUUGGGAAAGGAUAUGCUAGAGCUAAAGAACAAGCACAAAAUAAUGGAGACAUGCGGAUUGUGAAGAAGUGGAGAGCUGCUUUGAAGGGCGCAGCCAAUCUAUCAGGACUGGAUUCAGCUGUUGUCAGACCUGACUGCACCCUUAUCAAUGAAAUUGUAAAACAUGUACUGAAGAAGUUGAAUCAGACAUCAUCAAGUGACACUGAGGGACUGAUUGGAAUAGAAUCUUCCUUGGAGAAAGUGGAAAAAUUAUUAAACAUUGAAUUUCCUGAUGUUCGUAUGAUAGGAAUUUGGGGCAUGGGUGGUAUAGGCAAAACAACCAUCGCUGGUGUUAUCUUUAACCGCAUAUCUCCUCUAUUUGAUAGUUGCUGCUUCCUUGCAAAUGUUAGGGAAGAAUCAGAGAAAAUGGGACUCCCACGUUUACAACAAGAACUUUUCUCAAUAUUGUUAGAGGAUGACAAUCUAAACAUGCAUAUGCUUAGCACAGAACCUGCUUCUGUAAAAACCAGGCUCCACAGAAAGAAGGUCUUUAUUGUUCUUGAUGAUGUGAAUAGUUCAAGACAGCUAGAACUUUUAGCAGGGAUCAAUUGGUUUGGUCGUGGGAGUAGAAUCAUUGUAACAACUAGAGAAAGACAAUUGCUAGUUAGCCAUGGAGUGGAAUUUAUAUAUGAGGUUAGGGAUCUAAAUGAGGACCAUGCACUUGAGCUCUUUAGUCGGUAUGCUUUUAGGCAGAAACAUCGAACAGAAGAAUUUACAGAGCUUUCAAUGCGUGCCAUUGAUUAUUGCAAGGGGCUACCAUUAGCACUUAAAGUUUUGGGUUCUUCACUAUAUGGUAGAAGUGAGAGAGAAUGGAAUGCUUCCUUAAGUAGACUGGAGAAACAUUUCAACAAAGAUAUUCAGCAAGCCCUCAGAAUAAGCUAUGAUCAACUUGAUGACUUAAACAAGUCUUUAUUUCUUGAUAUUGCAUGUUAUUUCAGGGGCCAAGACAAAGAUUAUGUAGCAAAUAUUCUAACAAGUUUUGGCUUCCAUCCUGAAAGUGGAAUAGGAGAACUUGUUGAUCAUUCUCUAGUAACUGUAUUUGACAACACAUUAUCAAUGCAUGAUUUACUGCAAGACAUGGGCCGGGAGAUUGUGCGCCAACAAUCCCUUAAAGAUCCUGGCAAACGCACCCGGCUCUGGGACCAUGAGGAUGUCGUUCAAGUGUUGAUGCAAGAGUCGGGGACAAAACAUGUUGAAUGCAUAGUCAUAGACUUGUCUAAAACAGAUGAGAGGCAUUUCACUGCUGAGGCAUUUAUGAAGAUGAAAAAUCUAAGAUUGAUUGAUGUCCAUGGGGCCUAUGGAGAUCGCAAGGUGCACCUUUCUGGGAACUUCAAUUUUUUAUAUUAUGAACUAAAAUGCCUCUGUUGGGAAGGGUACCCCCUUAAAUAUUUGCCAACAAACUUCAAUCCGAAGAAGAUCAUUAUGAUUGAAAUGCCUCGGAGCUCCAUUAAACAACUCUGGAAAGGAAUCCUGCACCUCAACAAGUUGCAAAUUAUAAAUCUGAGUCAUUCCCAAUUCCUAACUGAGACCCCAGACUUCACUGGAGUCCCAAAUCUUGAGACUUUGAUUCUUGAAGGUUGUACAAGCCUCUCUAAGGUUCACCCAUCAGUUGGAGUACUCAAGAAGCUUGCUUUGUUGAAUUUGAAGGACUGCUGCUGCCUUCGCAGCCUUCCAACAGGAAUUGAAUUAGAAAGUCUCAAUACUCUUAUUCUUUCUGGCUGCUCUAAACUUGGAAGUUUUCCAGAUAUUCUGGGAAAUAUGGAACACUUGUCAAAAGUUGCGUUGGAUGGGACUGCCAUAUCUGAACUGCCUCUCUCAAUAAAAAAUCUUACUGGGCUAGUUUUCUUGAGUAUGAGAAAUUGUAAGAACCUUGGGAGUCUUCCAAGCAACAUUAAAUUUUUGAAAUCUCUGAAAAAUCUUGAUCUAUUUGGCUGCUCAAAUCUUGAUAGUUUACCUGAAAGCUUGGGGUUCCUAAAACGCUUGGAGAAGCUGGAUGUAGGAGAAACUGCUGUUAAAGAACCACCAUCCUCCAUUGGACUAUUGGGAAAUCUGAAAGUGUUAUCUUUUUGUGGAAUUAAACCUAUACCAGUUCAUUGGUAUGACAAGUGGUUGUCUAUAUUUGGAAAAACACAUGAUUGUGUGGGUUUAUCAUUACCUUCUUUAAAAGGUUUACAUUCUCUAACAGAACUAGACCUCAGCGACUGCAACCUUUCAGAGGAAAUGUUCCCUGGAGACUUUCACUAUCUAUCCUCACUGGUGGUAUUAAAUCUAAGCAGAAAUAAUUUUGUAAAUACACCUGCGAGCAUCAGCCAACUUCCUCAGCUGCGAUAUCUCUAUUUGGAUGAGUGCAAGAAUCUUAAAGCUUUGCGAAAGCUUCCAGCAACCUUACAUGAAAUAUAUGCAAAUAGUUGCAUCUCCCUAGAAUCACUAUCAAGUCCAGAUGCAAUUGCAGGUAAAUGGAUGUGGCCAAUUUUCUACUUCACUAAUUGUUCGAAGCUUGCUGUGGAUCAAGGUGGUGAUAGUAUGGCAUUUAAAUUUUUAAGAAGCCAUUUGCAGUCUUUAUCAAUGAAUCAGCUUCAGGAUGUCUCAUUUAGGGGUUGUAGAUUUGAUGUUAUUGUUCCUGGAAUUGAAAUUCCAAAUUGGUUCAUCCAACAAAAUAUGGGCCCAUCAGUUGUCAUAAAGUUAACUCCAAAUUGGUACAAUGACAAGUUCAAGGGACUGGCUGUCUGUCCCGUUUUUGCAAUCCGUGGUAAUCCAGAUUUGCUUACUGAUGGUCCAGCUUCAGAUAUAGCCAUCUAUUGCAGGUUGGAAGCUGUUGAAUAUACUGUGGUCUCUAGCUUUAAAUUUCUCAUCUAUAGAGUCCCAUCUCUUCAGUCUGAUCACCUUUGGAUGGGCUUUCAUUCCCGAGUAGAAUUUGAUAAAUCAAAUACGUUGAAGAAGUGUCGCUAUCUUAGAGCUUCAUUUGAAUCAUCUGUCCCGGGCAUGGAAGUGAAAAAAUGUGGAAUCCGUUUGGUUUAUGAUCAAGAUGAAAACGAGUACAAUCUCAUGGCUGAGGAAUCCAGCCUUCCUUGUGACAGUUUAGGUCUUGUCAAUCAAGUUAUUGAUGAGCCCAUGGUGGUAGAUGAAUGGUGCAAGUUGAAGAGACACCAUCAUGACCAUAAUAAAGCUGGACCCAGUAAAAGCGAAAGUUCUGAUUUGGAAGAGGAGCCAUUCCCUAAACGUUUGAAAAAUUUGUAGACAAAUUCAGGGUUUCUACCUAAAUGCAACUUAAUGGAGUGUCAUAAAUGUUGGAGAAGAAUCAAGUGACAUAUUUAGAGCUUCCUUUUGUAUGCAAGGUUUGUUUUGAGAUGCCAGAUUUUGGUAAUAUUUUUAUAAUUGAAUUACUUCUAUAAGGCUGAAAAUGUUAGCUAUUAGGGCCUCAAAUAUCCAUACAAAUUUUCAAGAUCCUGUUGCAACUUGCAAAGGCUGCAAUGAAUGUCACUUGCUGAUUUCCUCUAAUAGAUGAGAAACAUCCAAAUCGAUUUGGGCAUGAACUAAACCUUUUGUAUGCAAGGUUUGUUUUGAGAUGCCAGAUUUUGGUAAUAUUUUUAUAAUUGAAUUACUUCUAUAAGGCUGAAAAUGUUAGCUAUUAGGGCCUCAAAUAUCCAUACAAAUUUUCAAGAUCCUGUUGCAACUUGCAAAGGCUGCAAUGAAUGUCACUUGCUGAUUUCCUCUAAUAGAUGAGAAACAUCCAAAUCGAUUUGGGCAUGAACUAAAAUGUUUAGCUGUAUUAAGCUUUUAGAUUUUUCUUGGAAUGUACAAGCUACAGUAAUUGUGGAUCUCAAAAUCAGGAAUUUCUAAUUAAGUGUAUACUUUUGCUUUCUUGAUUAUGUUUUUUAGAUUAAAUUUUGUGUGCUUAUGUGCAUUUUUUUCUAGUUGAGUAAAUGUUGUAGUAUUGUUGGCAUGCAGAACUUUGGACCUUCUGAUGAUGAAACAGAUGAGG